Molecule: messenger RNA, 1004 nt
Organism: Pterocles gutturalis (yellow-throated sandgrouse)
Lineage: Eukaryota; Metazoa; Chordata; Aves; Pterocliformes; Pteroclidae
Product: mitotic checkpoint serine/threonine-protein kinase BUB1 beta-like
Exons: 7
Biological process (GO): mitotic spindle assembly checkpoint signaling; meiotic sister chromatid cohesion, centromeric
Molecular function (GO): protein kinase activity
Source: RefSeq, a predicted model, not a curated record
AUGUCACAGGACUGCAACGAUGAGUGGGAGCUGAGCAAAGAGAAUGUGCAGCCCCUCCGGCAGGGGCGAAUCAUGGCCACCUUGCAGGAAGCCCUGGCUCAGCAGGAGACCUCCACCCACACUGCUGUGCAGCUCAAAAAACAGGAGUUUGAAUCGGAAAUCCGAUUUUACUCUGGAGAUGAUCCACUGGAUGUCUGGGACCGGUACAUCAAGUGGACAGAGCAAACCUUCCCCCAAGGUGGAAAGGAGGGUAAUCUCCCAGCAAUAUUGGAGAGGGCAGUGAAAGCACUCCAUGAACAGCGGCGGUACUACAAAGAUCCCCGUUAUCUUAGUCUCUGGCUCAAAUUUGGAAAUUGUUGUAACGAGCCCUUGGAUCUGUACAGUUAUCUACACAGCCAGGAAAUUGGCACAACAUUGGCCCUACUCUACAUCACUUGGGCAGAAGUACUCGAGGAUAGAGGAAGUUUUAAGAAAGCAGAUCUGAUAUACCAGGAAGGUCUUCAGCGCAAGGCUGAGCCUUUGGAAAAACUCCUGUCCCAUCACAGGCAGUUUCAGACCCGUGUUUCUCGGCAAACACUACUGGGGCUUGAGGAAAUUCCUGAUGAAGAAGAUGCGGGUCUUCUGGGAGCUGCAGAACCUCAGAGAAGCUCACUGGCAGAUCUAAAAGGCAGGGGGAAGAAAAAAGUGAGAGCCCCAAUUAGUCGAAAAGCCACGAACCAAAACAGAAGCUUCCAGACUCUAACUUCUCAGCAGCUUUCAAACAAUCCGGGUUUUGCUGUGUUUGAUGAAAACUCAGCUCCAGCUUCUGGACCCGAGAUUCCCAUACUUACACCACAGCCAUGGGCAGCACCUCCAGCUCCGAGGGCCAAGGAGAAUGAACUGAGCGCAGGACCUUGGAACUCUGGCAGGCAUCCUUGCAACAGUGCAAAUUCUGGUACAGAAGUGCCCUGUCCACGGCCCAGUUUCACUCCAUAUGUGGAAGAGACGGCUCAGCAACAAAUCAU